CCAGGAGAAGACCCAGUCGGUGGUGUCUGGCGUGCUGGCCCGCUCUGCCACCACCCUGGCUUUCCCUGAGCUGUACCCCUCGCCCGAGCCCAUCAAGAGCGAGGCCAUGAAGACAGAGAAAGAUGAGGCUUUGCCCACCUUCUUGGGCAGUAAAUACACUGGAGAGGGGGCAGGUUGCAGCGACCCAGCUCUGUCCGGCAGCCAGAUGCCGGUGGUGGGGAGCGGAGGCGGAGGAGGGCAAGCGCAGGAUCUGCGGCUGCUGAAACGCCGACCUGUCCCCGGGAAGCACUACCAGUGCUCAAGCUAUGGCUGCAAGCUGGCCUUCCACAGCAUGCAGGAGCUGAUGGAUCACUUGAAAGUCCACUACAGACCCACGCAGUCCCUCGAAGGCAAAACCUUCCACUGCCCCACUCUGGGCUGCUCUGAGAAGUUCCCAAGCAUGCAGGACCUCAUGACCCACAUGAAGGUGCACUACAAGCCAAACCGCUACUUCAAGUGCGAGAACUGCCUGCUGCGCUUCCGGACGCACCGCUCCCUCUUCAAGCACCUGCACGUCUGCUCCGACAGCUCCAGCAGCUCCGGGCCGGCCCCGAAAGUCGAAAACCCUGUCCUACCUGCUACCUCUGCCCUGCAGAAGGAACCCCUGAUAAACAGCCCUGCCAUGAUCAAGUCAGUCCUGCAGAGCUUCCGCACGUGCAUCCCCACAGCAACCGCAGCUUAG
This is a messenger RNA of Struthio camelus australis, 721 nucleotides long. Lineage: Eukaryota; Metazoa; Chordata; Aves; Struthioniformes; Struthionidae. The record is from RefSeq and is a predicted model, not a curated record.